ACCUCAACAGAGGACACUCCUUCUAAAAAGACAGAUAUCAUCGAGGAGUUUUGGUUGAAGAGCGCUGAGAUCAGGAAGAGCCUGGGCCUUACUCCUCUGGACCGCAGCAGUAAAAUCCUAGAGAGGAGUGUUGAGGACACCCCCCUGCAGGACGUCACGCCUGCUAAGACGCAGCCUGCAGAGGUGCCUGAGGAGCAGAAACCUCCCUCCAGCGGCCGCGCUGUCAUUCGCAGACUCAACAUCACUCUGGAGGGUCAGGUUAUCACCCCCAUCGCCUCCGUCGAGCCCAAGAGUAACGGCUCCGAUAAGAGGGACCUCAGCAGCAGCUCUGGCCUGGGGUUAAAUGGGAGCAUGGUCACGAGUCAAACAGCAAACAGUGACAGCUACAUCACGUCUGACUCGGCCAUGCUCACCCCGCCCUCCAGCCCACCGCCUCCUGUGCCAGCUAAUCAGUCUCCAGCUGUGUUCAGGCAGCAGAGGCACCAGGUGUCGUGGAGGAACGGAACAGAAAAACCUCCGCCUGAGCCCGCCAAAGAGCCGGCAAAAACCAAGAGUCCCAUCCCUGCACCGAGGACGCAGCCGAGCCCCGUGUCGCCACCCAAACCUGCGCCCAGGAAAGUCCCGUCGCCUCAGGCCGAACCCGAACCAGCUCCGGUGGUCGUCAUGAGGGAGAAGAAGAAGCCUCGGCCGCAGGAGUUGAGGAAGUCGUUUGUGGAGACGGUGGAGGAGAUUCCGUUCGCUGACGACGUGGAGGAGACGUACGACGAGCGGACACCAGACACAAGCAUGAACAAGUAUUACACUCCACCCACCAGCAAGCCGAGCAAAGCGAGACCUCCCCUGCAUUUGGCCCUAGCGAUGGAAAAUGGUAAACCCAACAUCCCCGCCAACAUGGCCUCCAAGAACCAGAGGGCGACUCAGUUCUCCCCAGAGGCCAAAGAGAUCGCCGAGGAGAGAAUGAGGGCCAGAGAGAAGUCCAUCAAGAGCCAGGCUCUGAAGGACGCCAUGGCCAAGCAGCUAAACAAAAUGAAAGAAUCGGACACGGACAAGGGGGCGUCUCCGAAGGUGGCCUGGUCAGUCACACCGGACGCCUCUAAAAAAAGUAAAAAGGCAGCCGUGUCUCCAAAGACGUCGGCGGUGAAAGCUCUGGAGUCAAAGAAGGCGGAGACUCUACCGGAGCGCUUCUUCAGCAGCAACAAGAGUCUGGACAGCUCGGUGGCUUCUUCGGACGGCGGCUCGUCUUCCAGCAAGAGCAAGAAACGGAGUUCGCUGUUCUCGCCUCGCAAAAACAAGAAGGAGAAGAAGGCCAAGAACGACAGCGGCAGGGUCUCCGGCGCGGACGAGACGCCGCCGAAACACAAGUCGCUGUGGAAGGCCGUCUUCUCGGGGUACAAGAAGGACAAAAAGAAGAAGGACGAUAAGUCAUGUCCGAGCACGCCAUCGUCCACCUCCACCACUCAGGACUCUGGGAAGAAGAGAGCGUCACCUCUUGGGAAAUCAUCAGACUUGAAAACGCGCAGAAACUUGAGUUUCUCUGAGGACUCGGACCUGUCAUGUGACGACGUUCUGGAGCGAUCCUCCCAGAAGUCAAAGGCAGAUUCUGUUUAUGUCCCUCACGCACUGGCGUUCAAGAGAUCGUAUGCCGCAAAGAAAACCUACACGGAAGAGGAGCUGAAUGCCAAGCUGACCCGACGGGUCCAGAAAGCUGCAAGACGACAAGCGAAGCAGGAGGAACUGAAGAGACUGCACAGAGCUCAGAUCAUCCAGAGACAGUUGGAGCAGGUGGAGGAGAAGCAGCGGCAGCUUGAAGAGCGUGGCGUAGCCGUGGAGAAAGCUCUAAGAGGGGAAGCAGGAUUGUAUAAAGGUACUUAUACGUUACCCAAACAGCACAAAAGAAGAUCAGACUAUUGGGGAGAUUCUAAUUACAGUGAAAUCCUGGACUUGCAUCUGGGCGGCAUGGGCAAGAAGGAUGAUCCCAAGCUGAUGCAAGAGUGGUUCAAGCUGGUGCAGGAGAAAAACGCCCUGGUCCGCUACGAGUCAGAACUCAUGAUAUUUGCCAGAGAGCUGGAGCUGGAGGACCGACAGAGCCGCCUGCAGCAGGAACUCAGGGAGCGGAUGGCAGUGGAAGACCAGCUAAAGACGGAGAAGGAGCUCGCUCAGGAGAAGCAGAUCCUCAAUGAGAUGUUGGAGGUGGUGGAGCAGCGGGACUCCCUGGUGGCUCUCCUCGAGGAGCAGAGGCUCCGGGAGAAGGAGGAGGACAAGGACCUGGAGGGUGUGAUGCUCUCUAAAGGCUUCAACCUCAACUGGGCCUAAGAGGGGAGUGACGCACGUGUUUAUCAAGUCCUGGGGGGAAAAGAACUGACUGAGUGGUCGUCUUUGAUCAGAAGACUCUGCUUAACACCUGCAGCAGUGAAUGUGUGAAAAUGCCCCCAAACACACAAACACUACGACUGUAUCUGACCUUAAAGCAGUCUGUUUACAUAUCCUCUGCCCACAGGCAGUCCUAGUUAAUCACUUUGCAGUUUUCGUUCUCUCUCUCUCUCUCUCUCUGUGGUUGAAGAGGCGAGUGCAUUCACAGCUUUAUCGUCCCAGCCUUGAUGUGGAACCUCUCAAACGAGGAGGGGGCUUUGGGCGAAUGUUUAAAGACUUUGUUUCAUCCUCGAUUGUCUAAAGGGAAGAAUGCAGUUCAGUCCUGCUGAUGUAAAGGAAUUGUAAAGAAAUUGUGUUUUUGUGUAUAGUUGUGUAGAACAAGUCACAUAAUCAGCAGGGGUCCUCUUCUCUCUCCCCCUCCCCUUGCCGUGCAGAGGUGCGUUUAAACACUGGGGUGAUGUCUCCAGUCUCAAUCUCUAGUUUUGUCUGAUUCAGUCAGACUGCAGGAAGGACGUCCUCUGCUGGAGCUGCCUUUCUCUCAGUUACACACGAACCACAAAGACGAGGCUCCUUACCCCCCGCCCGCCCCCCCGCACAGUGUUUAGAGAGUCAACACUAAGAAUUCAUAAAGCAUGGCCAUGUUUUUUUAAUGUAUUUAUUAUCUUUGUUUGCUUUUAACAGAUUUUUUCUUUUGUUUUGUUUUGCAUUCACAGGAGAGUGCCCACAAUCUCAUUAUCUUGCACUUGUGCACAUCUCCCAUGCACCCACAAGCCACUGCAUGUCAGGAAUGAAGGCUGCAAGGCUUGGAAUAGAAAAGCGUAACCUUGUCUUUGGUUACUAGGAUGUAGAAUACAGACUAUAGUGCAUAUGAUCACUUAAGCAUUUCACAUGCCUGGAUAAUGAGGGGACUCUCCUUGACAUGCCGUUCACUGUAUAUCACACUGACAGUUUGCGUUUACAGAGAGUUGUCCUUAUCCAAUAUGGGAUGUUAACUCUUCAUAUCAGAUCCGUUUGCUUCCACAUGUGUUCACAUUGGGAUGUAAUCAUACUCAAAGCUGACCUCAUGGUUGUUAAAGGGAGAUCAGCGUAGCUCAUAUGACUUACUGGUGCCACAGGAAUGUUUCUGUUGGUAGAUAUGCUGCAAUAUCAGAGGAGAACACCACAAAUAAACACACUACACAACAUGUUCAUCAUUAAAUGGCAGUGUUAAUACAUUACCCCCCAACAAGAUGCCUUUUUCAUUUUCAUUCUCUGUACUUACAUAAUAUUUGAUUUCUGUGCGCUGAUUGUUUUUUGAGGAUGUCACAUCCGUCUAUCCAACUGAAACCUGAGAUUUUUACCUUUCUUUCUUUUAAAAUACUUUUAUACAGCAGCUCCACAAACAAACAGAAGGUGAUUUGAAAAGGGGGGGCGCUGAAGUGAAUACUUCAUGAGUACCAUGCAUCAAACAGGAUCAGUCCAAACAAACUGUAAGAAGUGGUCAUAGUGCUGCAGCAGCACAGGGACACUAGAGGAUAUAUAUCUAUGACUUGGUAUGAGCUGUGAAUUCAAAACACAAAGUUACAUCAUUUUAAAGGGUUGUUGUUUUAGUUGGUGUGAGAUAAGUUUGAAAAUGAUUGUAUUGAUAUUUAUUAACAUGUGUGCAAACUGUAUUAUAUGUAAAGAAAAAAUGAAUCCUAAUUUUUAAAGCGUUCCGUUGACACAUGACGUGUAAUGUAAAUGCUUCAUGUAGCUGAGAUGCAUAGGGGUGUUGGAUGUAUGCUGAAAAAAAAAAAACGGCAAUAAAACAAUGCAGUUGUUCUUUUA
Molecule: messenger RNA, 4176 nt
Organism: Labrus bergylta (ballan wrasse)
Lineage: Eukaryota; Metazoa; Chordata; Actinopteri; Labriformes; Labridae
Source: RefSeq, a predicted model, not a curated record